UUGAAAUCUCAACUCACCAAUCAGACAAUCACCAGAUUCCCCACCAUAAAACUACGCUCUAUCUUACACUCUUUUGGGCACGCCGGUGAGCUACCAAACACAUGGAGAAGGAACAUAUUCUCCUACUAAUCCUCUCCUCCUUCUUUCUACUGAAACCCAUCGCCGGUGCUAACGACGACUGCUUGCCGGCCUCCUGUGGCCCCCACCAACCAGAAAUACGUUUCCCGUUCCAUAUCCUCGGCCGGCAACCCGCCCGCUGCGGAUUCCCCGGUUUCGACCUCUCCUGUAACGAACAAAACCAAACAAUCAUCCGACUUCCGUCAUCCCGCUCAUACAUCGUCAACAGAAUUUCCUACGUUUCACAGGUGAUCUACAUAGAUCCAGAAUUCUGCCGGCCAAACCGAAUCGUCGGUGUCAAUUUAACGGAUACGCCAUUCCGUUUCAGCACCUUAAGGAGCUUCACUUUUUACAACUGCUCCACUCAGAACUACGGUUUCAUGUAUCCCGCCAUUCCGUUCCCUUGCCUGAGCUCCAGAAAUUAUUCGGUAAUCGCUACCCGGACCGGAAUAUUCUCUCCUGCAUACAUGCCUUCAAAUUGUCAGGCUAUGAAGACGAUCGUGGUGCCAAUCCGGUUGAACAGUGACUUUAGAGACGAUUUGCAGUUGAUGUGGUUCACUCCGUUUUGUAGAUCUUGCGAAAUGGAAGGUAGAGCUUGUGGAUUGAAGAGCGAUGAUGGAGAGACAGUUUGCGUUGGUUCUUCCCGCGGUAUUUCUAAGAGUGCAAAAUACGGAUUAAGCAUAGGCAUCGGUGUACCUGCCUUGAUAGGCAUCAUCGGGCUUAUAUGCUAUGCAUCGGCUAGAGCACAAGCCCAAAACGAAUCUCAUAAUCAAAGCAUUGACCUUUUCUCAAUUGCAAUCAUCCCACAACCGAGAACGGGCUUGGAUGGGCCCACAAUCGAGUCCUACCCAAAGACUGUUCUUGGAGAGAGCUGUAGAUUGCCUAAUGAUGAUGCUACUUGUGCUAUAUGUCUUUCUGAUUACAAACCUAAAGAGUCGUUGAGGACAAUCCCUGAAUGUAAUCACUAUUUCCAUUCUGAAUGUAUUGAUGAGUGGCUCAAGCUGAAUGCCACCUGUCCGGUGUGUAGGAACUCACCGGAGAGUUCUUCAUUGGUUACACCUUGUUCUUCUGCAUCAUCAACAUCGAGUCGGGAAGAUUCAACUUAGAGAACAACAACAAAUACAUAUGAUUUUGAAUUUUGAUUCAUUUUACAUGUAUAUUAAUUGUAGAUAUAAAAAUGAGGUUACACGGUUAAACUAUUAUACCAUGUGUGGGGCAUAGGAAAUUUUAAAGACAUGAUUGAUAGAGUUAACAAAAACUUUUUUAUUUUGCGAUAUUUUUGAAUC
Lactuca virosa is the source of this 1403-nucleotide messenger RNA. Lineage: Eukaryota; Viridiplantae; Streptophyta; Magnoliopsida; Asterales; Asteraceae. The record is from the annotation of a GenBank genome assembly.